AUGGACGACUCUGCAUCCAGUCAUUCCACCGUCAUCCAGCCAGAGCAGCUUCAGCUCCAGCCUGCAAACGACAUCAAACACCCACAGCAUGAUCCCUUUCUCGUCCGCUUCGAUCCUGAUGAUCCCGCAAAUCCAAAGACCUGGUCAAGGCUCAAGAAAUGGUAUCUCACCCUCGCAGGCGGUCUUCUCGUCCUCAAUGCCACCUUUUCCAGCUCCGCGCCCUCUUCUAUAAUACCAGAGCUCCAAGCCCAGUUCGGCUUCUCUGAAGAAGUUGGCACACUUACCCUCUCCCUCUUUGUUGCCGGCUACUGUGUCGGUCCUCUCCUAUGGGGUCCCCUCUCAGAACAGUACGGUCGCAGACCUGUCUUCAUCGGCACUUUCUUUGUAUACAUGUGUUUCCAAAUAGGCUGUGCUCUCUCCAACAACACUGCUUCCAUCCUCAUCUUUCGUUUCCUCGGAGGUACAUUUGCAGCCGCUCCCCUCGCAAAUUCUGGUGCCCUUAUAUCUGAUAUAUGGAACGCGAACGAACGAGGUACCGCCCUCGCCAUCUUCACACUCGCUCCCUUUGCCGGCCCCGGUAUAGGCCCCACCGUCGCAGGCUACGUCGUCGUCGGCGGCCUCUCCUGGCGCUGGCUCUUCUGGAUCCUUGCCAUCUUCGCGGGCGUUUGCUGGCUCCAAAUCGUCUUCACCAUUCCCGAGACCUACGAACCCAUCCUGCUCGUCAAAAAGGCUCAACAGCUAAGAAAGUCGACAGGCGAUGACCGCUACUACGCCUCGCGCGAAAUCGAAGUCGUCAGUUUCGCAACCCGUGUCGAGAAUAUCCUGGCGAGGCCUUUUAAAAUUCUCGUCCAGGAACCGAUGUUGAUCGCUAUUACUAUCUAUAUGAGUUUCGUGUAUGGAUGCUUGUAUCUCCUGUUCGAGGCAUACCCGAUCGUGUUUACGAUAGCUCAUAAUUUGAACGCUGGCGUAUCAGGCCUCGUUUUCCUCCCCCUCCCAGUCGGCGGGGCAAUAGCAGUCGCAAUGUACAUCCUCUUCAUCAACCCCCGCUACGCCCGCAAAGCCCAAGAAUGCGCUCCCAACCCCGUCCCUCCCGAGUUCAGACUUGAAAUCGCGAUGAUCGCGGCGCCCUUCUUCACCAUCGCCUUUUUCUGGUUCGCGUGGACGAGCUAUCCGAGUAUUAAUAUGUGGGUGCCGAUGAUGUCUGGGCUGUUGCUUGGGUGGAGUAUUUGUUUGAUUUUCCUUGCGUUGUUUAAUUAUAUCAUCGAUGCAUACCUAUUCGUCGCCGCCUCCGCCCUCGCCUCCAAUACCGUUAUCCGCAGUCUUUUCGGAGCAGGCUUUCCCCUCUUUGCCACGCAAAUGUACGACAAACUAGGCCCCCAAUGGGCCUCUUCCCUCCUCGGCUUCAUCGCGCUCCUGAUGACUCCCAUCCCAUUCGUGCUCACUAAGUAUGGUCCGGCGUUGCGGGUCAAGUCGAAGUAUGCGCCGUCGGGGAAGCCUGUGGUAAAGGAGGCAUCUGCUGUGUGAGUGGGCUAGUAGAGUGGGAUUGAGUGAAUGGAGCGAGUAGCGUGGGUAGCGUGAUGUGGGGACGAGAGGGGAGGGGAGUGAUUUAAGAAGGCAGUGAUUUGAGAAGGGGAAGGAUGACGAGCUUGGAUUUGGGAGAGAAUCCGACUCGUUGAUAUCCGAUCCACCGAGGACCUUGAUACCGUGUGUGUCCGCUGUACCACGAUACCCCAUCAAUGCUCAACACCACCACCCCUACUCGAUGCUACAAACGGCGACUGCGAACGGCAGUAUCAACUACAACUGACGUUUUAUGAUGUUACGAUCAUAAUGGAGAGCCCUUUAUUAACUAAUACAUCCUCUAACCGGAAAAGCGGAAGCGGAAGGAUGGAAAGCGGAAUUUGACACACUAUGCAUUAUAACACUAUCACACUUCGAGUGGAUGAAAAUCAACUUAGAGCGGUACCCAUGAACUAGGUCAUUCCGUACCAACACUGUAGACCCCAGAAAAGGUGAUAAUCACCUGAUAACCUGAUGAAUAUCAACAAUCAACUACAAACUGGCUGAUAUUCGGUGCAGGGUGAUUUAUGGGUGAUUUAAUAAAACUAUGUGAAACUCAG
Molecule: messenger RNA, 2120 nt
Organism: Serpula lacrymans var. lacrymans S7.9
Lineage: Eukaryota; Fungi; Basidiomycota; Agaricomycetes; Boletales; Serpulaceae
Exons: 11
Coding region: 1-1524 (507 amino acids)
Biological process (GO): transmembrane transport
Molecular function (GO): transmembrane transporter activity
Source: RefSeq, a predicted model, not a curated record